UCACGCACGGUAAUGGUAUGAUACUCGUCAAAACGUGGCCAUUUCGUGGACGGAAACAAAAGAGAUGUUACAACAGCAUUUUCGUAAGUCUAUUCCUUUUGCUAAGUUACUAAGAGAGGCGGCACUGUAUGGAAGCGUGCCAGGUCAAGUGCUGGGGGAUUAUUGCUUCCAGAAAUUGAACAAGUUACGUAAGUUAGAUGUUCAAAUACCCGAUAAAUAUCUUAUUGACGCGGUAAUAGGCGGGAUUACGGAUCCAAGUGUUGCGAGAACGGUGCGCGCUGUACAGCACGCAGAUGCGAACGCUUUGUAUGCAUUCAUGACGGCGUUGGAUAACGUGGUGUCAAAAGGCGCGAAAAGUAAAGUUACGACGGAUCAAAAACACGACCGAGGUGAGCGGGUUUGGAGUUCCUCGCGUCGGGAAAAAUCGUAGACCGCAAAGGAGGAAAACACGGCGUCGGCUAGUGAGGUUA
Messenger RNA from Ooceraea biroi (clonal raider ant), 470 nucleotides. RefSeq lists its product as uncharacterized. The record is from RefSeq and is a predicted model, not a curated record. Lineage: Eukaryota; Metazoa; Arthropoda; Insecta; Hymenoptera; Formicidae.